AUGUCUAAAAAAGUUUUAUGUAAAAAUGAAAAAUACUACCUUAACUACAUAUGCAAUAAAGCAAAUGACAUUGCUUUAUUCUAUGUUCAAACAUAUAGAAGAAAGCGAAAGGGAAAGGAUCGAGAAGAACAUGCCAAUAUUGAGAUCGGAGGUUGUUUUGGCAAAAUUACUGGAACACCUUACUCAAAAGAAUCACAAAUAUUGGAAAUUUAA
Rhizophagus irregularis DAOM 181602=DAOM 197198 is the source of this 213-nucleotide messenger RNA. Lineage: Eukaryota; Fungi; Glomeromycota; Glomeromycetes; Glomerales; Glomeraceae. The record is from RefSeq and is a predicted model, not a curated record.